AUGCCAACACCACAAGUGCAAGAAAUGACUCCUCCACAAGCGGAUGUAGUGCAAGAUUUGAUUACGCAACUCAGAGGAAUGCCUCGUCAACAAAGGGAAUGGGUUUGGAGUGAGGUGACUAGACGACAAAGAGAAACCAGAGCAACUGCGCCCGGAACUAUUUCCGAAACUCUGGAUAGGAGAAGCAAGAAUUAUGAAAUGUAUGCAGUGCUCUUGGUGAUUUUUAUAAUCCUUUUGGUAUACGUGAUCGUUGCUGUCGUCAAAGAUUUUACAAGUGAGGAUUACUUCUUGCAUUUUUUGGUAGUCGUUGCGGUGAUAGUGGGUCUCGACGAGUUGAAUACUUUCCUCUGGAACUGUCAAGUUUUUUCAAUAUGGGAGAUACUCGGCGUAUUCAUUCGUACUUUAUGCCUUGCGGCGUCAGGUUUUUUCGCUGCCCAUUACUACUCCCAAUCAACAGAAUCCAACUAA
Meyerozyma guilliermondii ATCC 6260 is the source of this 468-nucleotide messenger RNA. RefSeq lists its product as uncharacterized. The record is from RefSeq and is a predicted model, not a curated record. The coding region runs from base 1 to 468 and encodes 155 amino acids. The transcript has a single exon. NCBI's taxonomy places the organism in Eukaryota, Fungi, Ascomycota, Pichiomycetes, Serinales, Debaryomycetaceae.